Choloepus didactylus (southern two-toed sloth) is the source of this 6054-nucleotide messenger RNA. RefSeq names its product TIAM Rac1 associated GEF 2 (gene TIAM2). The record is from RefSeq and is a predicted model, not a curated record. Gene Ontology annotation, cellular component: membrane; synapse. NCBI's taxonomy places the organism in Eukaryota, Metazoa, Chordata, Mammalia, Pilosa, Megalonychidae. The transcript is spliced from 29 exons. The coding region runs from base 399 to 5552 and encodes 1717 amino acids. Gene Ontology annotation, molecular function: protein binding; guanyl-nucleotide exchange factor activity. Gene Ontology annotation, biological process: activation of GTPase activity; small GTPase-mediated signal transduction; positive regulation of axonogenesis.
UGGAGCUGCUAAGUUUCUGGCGGAAUAUGAAGUCUUUCAUCUUCAGCUCUCCAGCUAAAACUUAAGAAACUCUAGGAGAUCUGUUAUGAUCAACUUCAUCUUCUGAAUGAAUGAACUGGGAUUCAGAAGGCCUCUAGGAGAGUCAGAAGUGAAUUGCUAGCCCAGAUCUACUGAUUUGGAAGCCCCAGGUGUGUGAGGGCUGCCUUUUCUGAUGGGAUACUGCUCCCCGUCCUCAGUUCCUUCAAGUCCUUUACAGAAAAGUCUUUCAGGAAUGGAGGAAUGAAUCAUUUCAUGGACUCGCUUCUCACACUUGCUCAUUGUGCUGCCUUGUUCUCAAGACCAUGUAAAGCUCACAAAUAUUAAUUUCCCUCAGGACAAAAAUUAUACUGCAGGUUAAAAUGGGCAACUCGGAGAGUCAGUAUACCCUCCAGGGAUCUAAAACUCAUGGCAAUACGAUGACUGGUGCUAAGCAAAAGCCUUGCUCCCUGAAAAUCCGCAGCAUUCAUGCGAAAGAUGAAAAGUCACUGCACGGAUGGGGUCAUGGAAGUGGGGGAGCGGGUUACAAGUCCCGAUCCCUGGCUCGAAGCUGCCUGUCUCACUUUAAGAGUAACCAGCCUUACGCAUCGAGACUCGGUGGACCCACGUGCAAAGUCUCCAAAGGUGGCAGCCACUCCAAGCACAGGGUGAACGCCUCAGGAAACGAGUUCCGGGGAAACAGUGCUGCCUUCGCCCCCGGGAAUGGCUUCCACUAUGUUGGCCGCGAAUCAGCAGAUAACCACGUCGUCACCUCCCGAGACUGCAACGGACACCUUCUCAACUGCUAUGGAAGGAACGAGAGUAUUGCCUCCACCCCACCAGGCGAAGACCGCAAGAGCCCCAAAGUCCUCAUCAAGACGCUGGGCAAGUUGGAUGGCUGUCUAAGGGUUGAGUUCCACAAUGGCGGCCACCACAAGAGGGUGCCUCCAGAGGCCUCCAGUGGGCCCGUCCAGCUGCUGCGCUAUUCGCCCACCUUGCAAUCGGAAGACUCCCUUGUGCCCCAAGAAGCCAGGAGGAGUUCCAGUGUCGAUUCCCCACCCAGCCCUUGCCUCUCCCCCACGGACUCCCGCCUGCGGUCCAGCAAGGGCAGCUCCCUGAGCUCCGAGUCAUCCUGGUAUGACUCCCCGUGGGGCCAUGCUGGAGAGACCAGCGAGGCCGAGGGCUUGUUCCUGGUGCCCAGCACUCCGGAUCCCGGCCUCUGCACCAGCUUGCCACCCAAUGAUGCCAAAAAGCCUUUCAACCAAAGCUCUUCCCUCUCCUCCCUGCGGGAACUGUACACAGAUGCCAACCUGGGGAGCCUGCCCUCCUCGGGUAGCCGGCUCUCCGAUGAAUACAUUGGCGCGCACGCCAGCCUGAGCGCCCGCGUCUCCUUUGCCUCUGACAUGGACGUGCCCUCCCGGGUGGAGCGCAGAGACCCUGCCCCUUACAGUUCCUUCACCCUCCCCUGCAGGAAGUCCAAAGCCUUAAUCGAGGAGGCUUCCAAGAAGGACACCCUGAAAUCCAGAAUGCGCCGACUUAGUGACUGGACGGGGAGCCUCUCAAGAAAGAAAAGGAAACUCCAGGAACCCAGGUCCAAGGAGGGCAGCGACUACUUUGACAGCCGCUCAGAGGGGCUGAACGUGGAGGGGCAGCUGCCCUGCCAGGGGUCUGCGUUCCUGUGGCCAGGGGGCUCAGCUCAGCUCCUGCCCCACAGAAGCGAAUCCACCAACGCGAUUGGCGGCGAUCCCCUCCGACAGAACAUUUACGAGAAUUUCAUGCGCGAGUUGGAAAUGAGCAGGGCAAACACUGAGAAUGUAGAGACGUCCACAGAAACUGCUGGGUCCAGCAGCGAGUCGCUCAGCUCCUUGGAGCAACUGGAUCUCCUGUUUGAGAAAGAGCAGGGGGUGGUCCGCAAAGCUGGGUGGCUCUUCUACAAGCCCCUUGUCACUUUGCAGAAGGAAAGGAAGCUGGAGCUGGUGGCCCGGAGGAAAUGGAAGCAGUACUGGGUAACGCUCAAAGGCUGCACCCUGCUGUUUUACGAGACAUAUGGGAAGAAUUCCGCCGAUCAGAGCCACGGGCCUCGCUAUGCUCUGUUUGCAGAAGACAGCAUCGUACAGGCUGUCCCAGAACACCCCAAGAAGGAGAACGUGUUCUGCCUCAGCAACUCCUUUGGGGACGUCUACCUUUUCCAGGCCACCAGCCAAACAGAUCUGGAAAACUGGGUCACUGCCAUACAUUCUGCUUGUGCCUCUCUUUUUGCAAAGAAACAUGGGAAAGAGGACACUGUUCGGCUACUGAAGAACCAGACCAAGAAUCUCCUGCAGAAGAUAGAUAUGGACAGCAAGAUGAAAAAGAUGGCUGAGUUACAGCUGACCGUGGUGAGCGACCCCAAGAACAGGAAAGCCAUAGAAAAUCAGAUCCAGCAAUGGGAGCAGAAUCUGGAGAAGUUUCACAUGGAUCUCUUCAGGAUGCGCUGCUAUCUGGCCAGCCUACAAGGCGGGGAGUUACCAAACCCCAAAAGUCUCCUGGCUGCAGCCAGCCGCCCUUCCAAGCUGGCCCUUGGCAGGCUGGGCGUCUUGUCGGUUUCUUCUUUUCAUGCUCUGAUAUGUUCUAGGGAUGACUCUGCUCUCCGGAAAAGAACACUCUCACUUACCCAGCAGGGGAGAAAUAAGAAGGGCAUCUUUUCUUCAUUAAAAGGGUUGGACACCCUGGCAAAGAGAGGGAAGGAAAAACGACCUUCUAUAACCCAGAUACUUGAUUCAAGUGGCAGCCAUGGAUUUUCUGGAACUCAGCUACCUCAAAACUCCAAUAAUUCCAAUGAGGUUGAUGAUCUUCUGCAUCUCUGUGGCUCAACAGCGGAAAUCCAGAUUUAUAUUCAUUUUCAGGAUAAUCAAGGAGUUACUGUUACGGUCAAGCCAGAACACAGGGUAGAAGAUAUUUUGUCGUUGGCAUGCAAGAUGAGACAGUUGGAACCCAGCCACUAUGGCCUGCAGCUUCGAAAGUUUGUGGAUGAAAAUGUCGAGUACUGUAUUCCUGCCCCCUAUGAAUAUAUGCAAGAACAGGUGUAUGAUGAAAUAGAAGUCUUCCCGCUAAACGUUUACGAUGUUCAGCUUACUAAGACUGGAAGUGUGUCUGACUUUGGAUUUGCAGUUACAGCCCAAGUGGACGACCAUCAGCAUCUUAGCCGAAUAUUUAUAAGUGACGUUCUCCUUGACGGCUUGGCAUAUGGAGAAGGGCUGAGAAAGGGCAGUGAAAUCGUGACCUUAAACGGGGAAGCCGUGUCUGAUCUGAACCUGAAGCAGAUGGAGGCCCUGUUUUCCGAGAAGAGCGUGGGGCUCACUCUGCUGGCCCGUCCCCCAGACUCAAAAGGAACCCUGUACACUUCCUGGUCAGACAGUGACCUCUUCUCCACAGACCAGAAGGGCCUGCUGCCCCCUCCUAACCAGUCCCAGCUUCUGGAAGAAUUCUUGGAUAACUUUAAGAAGAAUACGGCGCAUGAUUUCAGCAAUGUCCCUGACAUCACAGCUGGUCUGAAAAGGAGUCAGACAGAUGGCACCCUGGAUCAGGUUCCCUACAGGGAGAAAAUGGAGCAGACCUUCAGGAGUGCUGAGCAGAUUGCCGCCCUGUGUAGGAGUUUCAACGACACCCAGAUGAACGGCAUGGAAGGGCCGGGGGAGAGUCGGGACCUGCCUCCGAGGCCGUUGGCUCGCCACCUCUCUGAUGCAGACCGCCUCCGAAAAGUCAUCCAGGAGCUUGUGGACACAGAGAAGUCCUAUGUGAAGGAUCUGAGCUGCCUCUUUGAAUUAUACUUAGAGCCACUUCAGAACGAGACCUUUCUCACUCAAGAUGAGAUGGAGUCACUUUUUGGAAGUUUACCAGAGAUGCUUGAGUUCCAGAAGGUGUUCUUGGAGACUCUGGAGGAUGGGAUUUCAGCAUCAUCUGAUUUUAACAUCCUUGAAACCCCCUCUCAGUUUAGAAAAUUACUGUUUUCCCUUGGAGGUUCCUUCCUUUAUUAUGCAGACCACUUUAAACUGUACAGCGGCUUCUGUGCUAAUCAUAUUAAAGUACAGAAGGUUCUAGAACGAGCAAAAACUGAUAAAGCCUUCAAGGCUUUCCUCGAUGCCCGGAACCCCACCAAGCAGCAUUCCUCCACGCUGGAGUCUUACCUCAUCAAGCCCGUGCAGAGAGUGCUCAAGUAUCCUCUGCUGCUGAAGGAGCUCGUGUCCCUAACGGACCACGAGAGCGAGGAGCACUAUCACCUGACAGAAGCACUAAAGGCAAUGGAAAAAGUAGCCAGCCACAUCAAUGAGAUGCAGAAGAUAUAUGAGGAUUAUGGGACUGUGUUUGACCAGCUGGUCGCAGAGCAGAGUGGAACAGAGAAGGAGGUAACAGAGCUGUCGAUGGGAGAGCUUCUGAUGCAUGCCACAGUUUCCUGGUUGAAUCCAUUUCUGUCUCUAGGAAAAGCCAGAAAGGACCUUGAGCUCACUGUAUUUGUUUUUAAGAGAGCCGUCAUAUUGGUUUAUAAAGAAAACUGCAAACUGAAAAAGAAAUUGCCCUCGAAUUCUCGGCCUGCUCACACCUCUGCUGACUUGGAUCCGUUUAAAUUUCGCUGGUUGAUUCCCAUAUCUGCACUUCAGGUCAGGCUGGGGAAUACAGCAGGGACAGAAAAUAAUUCCAUUUGGGAGCUGAUCCACACGAAGUCAGAAAUACAAGGACGGCCAGAGACCAUAUUUCAAUUGUGUUGCAGUGACUGUGAGAGCAAAACCAACAUUGUUAAGGUGAUCCGUUCCAUCCUGAGGGAGAACUUCAGGCGUCACAUCAAGUGUGAGUUACCCCUGGAGAAAAGCUGUAAGGACCGCCUCAUACCUCUUAAGAACCGUGUUCCUGUGUCAGCCAAAUUAGCUUCAUCCAGAUCCUUAAAGGUGCUCAGGAGUUCCUCCAGCAGCGAGUGGGCUGGCGAGCCGGGCAAGGGCACCUCGCUGGAUUCCGAUGAGGGCAGCCUGGGCAGCAGCUCGCCGAGCAGCGGCUGCCCCACGGCCGGGAGCGGGCAGGACGCGAAGAGCACGUCCCCUGGGAAGCACCCACAGACAAGCUUGCCGGACCUUUCGGAUGGUCUCGUCAAGGAGAGCGACAUCCUGAGCGAUGAGGAGGAGGACUAUCAUCAGGCCCUGAGACGGGCCAGCCUGACCAAGGACAUUGAGAUUCAAUUCCAGAGGCUGAGGAUCUCGGAGGACCCUGCGGCUCGCCCAGCUGAACCGCAGCCCGGCCCAGAGGCCGGCAAGGGCCAGGGGGACGGGGAGCACCCCAAACUGGUCCGCGGGCAUUUCUGCCCCAUCAAACGUAAAGCAAAUAGCACCAAAAGGGACAGAGGAACUCUGCUGAAAACGCAAACACGUCACCAGUCCCUCGACAGUCAUUCUGAAAAUGCUGGCAUCGAUUUCAGUUCCGUUAUUGAGCGAGAAUUCAGUGUCCAGAGUUUAACAUCUGUAGUCAACGAGGAGUGUUUUUAUGAAACAGAGAGCCAUGGAAAGGCAUAGUACCCUCUCAGUCAUCUUUCUUUUAAACUGGUGGUAAAGUGGGAACUGCAGGAACACUAUUUGUCACUGGGUUUUGUGCAGUACACACUUUUCCACAAAGUAGCUGUAAAGAUUUAAGUUAUUUUAAUUUAUUGUAGAUCAGAAAACUAGAUUAAACUGGUCAGAAUCUGUAAAUGACUCAGUGUAUACCCCUUUUGAGCAGGUAUCAAAAUGAUUUAGCAUCCUUAAAAAUUGCAUUCUAAUUAUUUUAAGUUAAUGUGGAAAGAGUAAGGUGGGGAAGUUGUGAUUAAUAGCUUUUAAAAAGGUCAUUUUUUUCCAAUCCUUUGGGCAUUUUCUUUGAGCUGUUAGUUUUUGCUUUAUUUAAGGCAUAUUUAAGUUAUUUUAAUGUGGUUUAGGGGCACAAUGUGUAGAUAUUUCAUUUUUGUAAGGUAGUAACAGAUGCUGUUUAUACUAAACAUGUCAUAACUAUGCAGUAUACAUAUUAAAAAAAAGCUUGUAUGUA